Sinocyclocheilus rhinocerous is the source of this 1037-nucleotide messenger RNA. RefSeq names its product zona pellucida sperm-binding protein 3-like. The transcript is spliced from 4 exons. The record is from RefSeq and is a predicted model, not a curated record. Lineage: Eukaryota; Metazoa; Chordata; Actinopteri; Cypriniformes; Cyprinidae. Gene Ontology annotation, cellular component: extracellular matrix. Bases 36 to 1028 code for a protein of 330 amino acids. Gene Ontology annotation, molecular function: acrosin binding. Gene Ontology annotation, biological process: binding of sperm to zona pellucida; positive regulation of acrosome reaction; egg coat formation.
UAAUAAUGCAUAAUUGAAUCACAAGCUUAUCAACAAUGGGGUUCUGGCAAGUUGGAUUUGGAUUGGUGUUUCUUCUGGCACUGGGAUUCUCUGAAGCGCUUUGGAGAGCCAAAAGAAGUAGUAAUUGGACCCCGAACAAUUUUAUGCCUGGGGUGUCGCGAGUUCAGCAGACUGACUCCAGGAUGCCUCCAAUUCCACAGAAAUAUGACCCUAGUAACCUUGUAUUUGCACCCCAAAGGUUUCCUGCUCCAUUUCCUGUCCAGACACCAGCCAGGAGUGAAUUUGGAAAGCUUUCUCAAGAUCUUUUGGGUGUUCAGUCAAAAGAGCUGUUGCUGGGUCCAGUGCAAAAACUGACAUGGAGUUUUCCAAGCCUACCAGAAGAACCACAGCAGCCAGAUGUUCCUUUUGAUUUGCGCUAUCCUGUCCCUGCCAACAGUGUAGCGGCUCGGUGUGCUGAAAACUCCGUAUAUGUGGAGGUGAUGCAAGACUUCUUUGGGAAUGGGAAGCCACUGAGGUCAUCUGCUUUCACACUGGGAGGCUGUACUGCAGCUGGAGAAGACACUUCUGCUCAAGUGCUCAUCUUUGAGUCGGAAUUGCAUGGAUGUGGUAGUACACUAAAGGUGACUGAAGAUGAGCUUGUCUAUAUGUUCAAACUUGUGUAUGCCCCACAAGAGGUUUCAUAUGGUGUUCCUAUUGUUAGGAGCAGUAGUGCGGUGGUUGGUAUCGAGUGUCACUAUUCAAGAAAGCAUAAUGUGAGUAGCGAUGCCUUAAUGCCCACUUGGAUCCCACAUGCCUCUUCUGAAGUUGCAGAGGAGAUCUUUGUUUUCUCCCUCAGGCUCAUGACUGAUGACUGGCGAUUCGAGAGACCUUCUAACCAGUACUUCCUGGGUGAUAUCAUGAACUUUGAGGCGUCUGUGCAGUCAUACAGCCAUGUUCCCAUCCGUGUAUUUGUGGACAGCUGUGUGGCUACAACAGUCCCUGAUGUUGCGUCUGUCCCCAGAUACUCCUUUAUCGAGAACAAUGGGUAAGUGGUGCAC